AUGCCUCACUCCGAGCAAAACGAUGCUCCUCUGGUCAAACGCCAGAAAGUCGGCACACCAGCCAAAUCUGCCACUCAUGCGCCCAAAGGAUCCAGGAUAUUUGCGCCGUUCAGGACUGUGGGCCUGGUCUCCCCAACCACUGUCCCAUUUACAUCGAUACCCCUAGGCAAAACCACCUUCCAGAUAACCACCUCCGUGGGCCGAUCUCUCCAGACAUAUGAUCUCAAACGCGGUCUCAAUCUUGUCUUCAUCACUCGUCCCCAAGCCCCUGCCGACAUAACAGCUACCUAUGCGUGGAAAGAGAAGGUGUUUGCCGCAUGGGGCGACUCCCGCAAUGGAGGCGCUCAGGGACUCUGGGUCUUCCAGCGUGGCAAGAAGGUCGCAGAACUCCCGCUGCCCAGCGACCUCGACCAACCCAUAAGACAGAUUCUCAUCUUUGGCUCUUGGAUAGUGGCCUGCUGCUCGACGAGAAUCGAGGCUUGGAAGACUGCCACCUACGAACACUACACCACUCUGCACACAGUGGCGUCGAAGGCCGGGGACAACGAGUUGACGGGCGGCAUUUGCAACAUGCCGACUUAUUUGAACAAGAUUUUUGUUGGUCGCCGGGAUGGCUGGGUCGAAAUCUGGAACAUCAGUACGGGGAAGUUGGUUUACACCAUCCUGCCUCCUUCGCCGAAAUGUGGUGCCGUCGCCUGUUUGGAGCCUUCCCCAGCCCUGUCGCUACUCGCUAUAUCCUAUUCGAACGGUCCUCUGAUCAUUCAUGAUAUCCUUAUGGACAAACGAGUGGUUCAGCUAAUGGCAGGCACGGAGGAGGCACCCGUCUCCGUGAUUUCAUUUCGAACGGAUGGUCAAGGGGCAGGCCAAGAUGGCCGAAAAGACGGUGUGAUGGCCACCGCAACGACAAAAAAUGGCGACAUCACCUUCUGGGACCUCAACAAAGGAGGCAGGAUCAUGGGUGUUCUUCGCAGUGCCCAUAACCCACCCUCACUGGACGGCCCCACUAUCGGCGGUGGAGUGAGCAAGAUUGAGUUUCUGCCCGGCCAGCCCGUUAUCAUCACCAGCGGUUUGGACAACUCAUUGAAGUCAUGGAUCUUUGACGAGACGCCGUUCACACCCGUUCCACGUAUUUUACACUCGCGGAGCGGACACUCUGGCCCGGUUACAUGUCUUGAAUUUCUACCGUCCGACUUCGAUGGUUCCGAAGCCGGUAACAAGUGGCUCUUGAGUGCUGGAAAGGAUCGAAGCCUUUGGGGAUGGAGUCUGCGUCGCGACGGCCAGAGCACCGAGUUGAGUCAAGGAGCCAUACGGAAGAAAGCCAAGAAGAUUGGCAUCUUGUCCCAGUCGACUCUCAGCCACGGGCCAACGACCACACUUGAUGACUUGAAAGCACCUGAAAUCACUUGCAUAUCUUCUUCGCUCAACCGCGAUGGCGGCAUGGGAGCUGUUCCCGGCAAGCAUCAGAUUUGGCAAAAAGGAAACACUCAGAAGAGAACAGAUGCUGAGGUCAGCGCAAUGACUGGCUGGGAAAGCGUAGUCACCGGGCACAAGGACGACCCCUAUGCCCGAACUUGGUUCUGGGGCAGAAAGAGGGCCGGUCGGUGGGCAUUUCAGACAGGUGAUGGCAUGAAUGUGUCCACAGUCGCCAUAAGUCCAUGCGGCACGUUCGCGCUGGUGGGCUCGGAAGGCGGCAGUAUCGACAUGUUCAACUUGCAGUCAGGCGUGCACCGACAGAAGUUUCCAUCACGGCUCACACCGGCGCAAGCCAGGCAGCUCAAAAUACACCAGAUGAGACAGACGGACUCUGUCCAGGAGCUUCAUGCUCGGUCGAGCUUCAAUUUCGCGCCAGGAACUGGAAAGCACACCAAGCCUGUCACCGGAAUAGUGGUCGAUUCGAUGAACAAGCUUGUCAUUUCGUGUUCCUUGGAUGGAACUGUGAAGUUCUGGGAAUUUCUGACUGGACAUCUGCUGGAGCAGAUUGACUGGGCUCCCAUGACAAAAGUAACAGGCUGUCGGUAUCAUGCGGCGAACGACCUUAUCGCCUUCUCUUGCGAUGAUAAUUCCAUUCGUGUGGUGGAUAUCGAAACAAAAAAGACAAUCAGAGAAUUCUGGGGCUGUAAUGGUGCGAUCAACGACUUUUGCUUCUCGAAUGAUGGCCGCUGGGUAAUCGCCGCGUCGCAAGAUUGCACCAUGCGGAUUUGGGAUCUCCCCACCAGCCAUCUCAUUGAUGCCUUCAAGUUCGAGACGCCUUGCAUGGCACUGGCCUUUUCAGGGACAGGCGAGUAUCUGGCCGUGUCGAACGCAGACCAGUUGGGGGUGAAUAUUUUCACGAACAAAGCAGUUUUCAAGCAUGUCCCGACGAGACAAAUAUCAGAGAGCGAGAUCGGGCAGAUAUCAGGUCCAACAACCUCGGGUGAAGGUGGUCAGGGCUUCCUCGAGGCUGCUUUUGAAGAGGACAGCACAGAGAUUGAGGGCGACGGCGUGGCAGCUCCAAGCCUGGAUCAGCUGAGCGCGGACAUGAUGACGCUGAGUCUGGUGCCCAAGAGCAGGUGGCAGACUCUACUGCACCUCGACCUUAUCAAGAAGCGCAACAAGCCUACGGAAGCACCUAAGGCACCCGAGAAGGCACCGUUCUUCCUGCCAUCCACGAACGGCAACAAAGCUCAGGGUCAAGACGCUCAGGCCACCGCGAAAGAAGAGGAUGAGUCCAAAUCGAGGAUUACAAAACUUGACUGGAGCCGUUCGCAGAUGACAUUCUCAGCAAAACUCCAUGACGGCGCUGUCAGUGGUAAUUACGACGGCUUUAUUGAACACAUGAAGUCGCUGUCUCCCUCCGCCGCCGACCUUGAACUGCGGUCGCUGUCCAUCGGCGACGCCAGUGACGGCGAGGAAAAUGAGCUGCUCCAUUUCAUCCGAGCGAUGACGGCCAGGCUUGUAGCCAGACGAGACUAUGAGCUGACGCAAGCGUGGAUGACGGUAUUCCUGAGGUUGCAUUUUGAUAUCAUCAUGGAGAGUGAGGUGCUGUUAGGCGAACUGAAGAGGUGGAAGAGCCACCAGGAGAAGGAGAAGGACCGACUUGAUAACCUAGUGGGGUACUGUGGUGGUGUCGUCGGUUUCAUCAGGAGUCCCAGGACAUAG
This is a messenger RNA of Diaporthe amygdali, 3138 nucleotides long. RefSeq lists its product as uncharacterized. Gene Ontology annotation, molecular function: protein binding. The record is from RefSeq and is a predicted model, not a curated record. NCBI's taxonomy places the organism in Eukaryota, Fungi, Ascomycota, Sordariomycetes, Diaporthales, Diaporthaceae. The transcript is spliced from 2 exons. Gene Ontology annotation, cellular component: Pwp2p-containing subcomplex of 90S preribosome; small-subunit processome. Gene Ontology annotation, biological process: rRNA processing. Bases 1 to 3138 code for a protein of 1045 amino acids.